This is a messenger RNA of Chaetomium fimeti, 4008 nucleotides long. RefSeq names its product fungal-specific transcription factor domain-containing protein. Gene Ontology annotation, molecular function: DNA-binding transcription factor activity, RNA polymerase II-specific; zinc ion binding; DNA binding. Lineage: Eukaryota; Fungi; Ascomycota; Sordariomycetes; Sordariales; Chaetomiaceae. Gene Ontology annotation, cellular component: nucleus. The record is from RefSeq and is a predicted model, not a curated record. Gene Ontology annotation, biological process: DNA-templated transcription; regulation of DNA-templated transcription. The transcript is spliced from 2 exons. The coding region runs from base 120 to 3524 and encodes 1134 amino acids.
GAUCGAGUGGAGAAACCCCCGGGCUUCGGGUUGACCGUGUGUGGGGAUCUUAAACUGCCUACCCGCCGUGACCACACUGCAUUGAGCACCCUGAAGCCAUCCUUUUUGAGUACCUCGCCAUGUCACCAAGCGACACCCAGGCUGGCCUUAAGAACUUCAACUCCAUUGAGCUGGAGUUCGCUCCCACUCCCGGCGAGCCCGAAGUUCACGUUGCCCAGCCCGGCCUCAAGCUGGAAGGUGCCAAUGAGACUCUAGACAGCAUCACCGCCGUUCACGACAUGGCGGAUGCAGCGCAUUUUGGGGACUUCCAGUUCUCGUACCAAGAUUCUCUCCAAGACUCGCCCAUGAAUGGCCUGCCGCAUAACUUCGACGACCAUGGCCCGGACGUCUUCACCACGCCGCAGGCGAACUCGAUCUCGCCAAUGCAGGACCGACAAGACUCCGUAGCUUCUAUUACCGUUCACACAUCCGCCUACGGCGGCGGCAACGGGCAACGGCCCAGCCCGGACGAUUCCGAUAAUAGCACACCAGACAGCAACACAAAUGGCUCCAAUCUGCUGGACGAGCCACUCUCCGACGAGUUCGGGCUCGCGACCGGCGGACUAGCUGAUGGGACGGACUUGGGCGGGAAAAAGGGGGAGAAGUCAGACGCUGCGCCAGCCUGGAGCGAGCUAAAAACGAAGGCGGGAAAGGAGCGCAAACGGUUGCCGCUGGCUUGCAUCGCAUGUCGCCGCAAGAAAAUUCGCUGCUCGGGCGAGAAGCCUGCCUGCAAGCACUGUCUGCGUUCGCGCAUACCGUGCGUGUACAAAGUCACUGCCCGCAAGGCAGCUCCGAGGACAGAUUACAUGGCGAUGCUAGAUAAGCGGUUGAAGCGCAUGGAAGAGCGCAUCAUCAAAGUUGUACCGAAAACAGAGCAAGAUACCACGUCGCCCUCGGUUACCCGAGCCGUGGUGAAGCCCGCGAUUCCGGGAACCUUGCCGGGUGGCGGAAAAGCAGCAGCGAAGAAACGCGGGGUUGAUGAAGCAUUCGGACCGGACCUAGAUCACUGGGCUCGCGCUCCGUCGAGGUCCAAGCUUGAUGGUCCAAACAAACCUUCGACCAUUCUCGUCCAGGAGGCAGAGGAGAGCAAGCUUCUGUUAGAAGGUGGCGAUGCGCUCCCUUCCAAGGAUAUCCAGGAGCAUCUCGCUGAAGUCUUCUUCGAAAACAUUUAUGGCCAGGCGUAUCAUAUUCUUCACAAGCCCAGUUUUAUGAGGAAACUCAAAGCCGGUACGCUACCUCCGGUCCUCGUUCUCUCAGUGUGUGCCAUAGCCGCCCGGUUCUCGAACCACCCGAAGCUCAACACAAAUCCAAAUUUCCUCCGGGGCGAGGAGUGGGCGUCCACUGCUCGUGAUAUCUUGACGAAGCGAUACGAAUGGCCGAACAUCACGAUUCUGACGUGCCUGCUGAUCCUCGGCCUGCAUGAGUUUGGAACAUGCCAUGGUGGACGGAGUUGGUCAUUGGGGGGACAAGCCAUCCGCAUGGCCUUCGCCCUCCAGCUUCACAAAGACCUGGAACACGACCCCCUACGAAUACCGGGCAAGACACAGCUGAGCUUCAUCGACCGCGAGAUCCGGAGGCGGACAAUGUGGGCGUGCUUUUUGAUGGACCGCUUCAACUCGUCAGGGACGGACCGGCCGACUUUCAUCAGGGAAGAGACCUUCAAGAUUCCGUUGCCCAUCAAGGAGAAGAAUUUCCAGUACGACCUGCCGGGGCCGACCGAAAUGCUCAAUGGGCAGGUUCUCGAACCCCUUUCCGAGGACCAUCCAAACGAAGCAAAGGACAACAUGGGAGUUGCCGCCUGGAUGAUCAAGGCUAUUGCAUUAUGGGGGCGCAUCAUCAACUACCUCAACCAGGGCGGCAAGGAGCUGGAUACUCACCCGAUGUGGAACCCGGAUUCGGAGUACACCAAGCUUCUCAAGCAGACUGAAGACUUUCUGACCGAGUUGCCCGAGUCUUUGGCCUACACACCCGAGAACCUGAAACUGCACGAGACCGAUAAUAUGGCAAACCAGUUUCUCUUCCUACACAUCUCCAUCCAACAAAAUAUCCUCUUCAUGAACAGAUUCGCCGUGUCACCGCCGAAUGGCCACUCAUUACAGGAUGUACCGAAGGCCUUCGUGACGAAGGCAGGGGCCAAGGCUUUCGCCGCCGCGAAUCGGGUAUCAGAGCUACUCAAGGACGCCGAGGUGCACUUUAUCACCGCGCCGUUCACCGGGUACUGCGCAUUUCUAUCAAGCACCGUCCAUAUUUUUGGGAUAUUCUCCGGGAACCCCACCAUGGAGGCGACCUCGAAACGGAAUUUGGCCACCAAUGUCAGGUUUCUGUCCAAGAUGAAGCGGUACUGGGGCAUGUUCCACUGGAUGUCGGAGAACCUCCGCGAGCAAUACCGCACUUGUGCCGAUGCCGCGAGACAAGGCAACCCUGCUAGCGAGAGCGCGGCCUCACCAAUCUUCCAGUAUGGCGACUGGUUCGACCGCUAUCCCCACGGCGUGUCACAAUCAGACUUCCUUGACCCCGCCACCUACAAGAAGAAAGAGAAGGGGGACGACGCCGUGCUCGAACAAAAACCAGAACUCCACACAGUCGAGGAGUUCUUCACCACCCUCUCCCCACAAAGCGCCGAGAAUGCCGCGGCCAACGGCAUCCCCCGUUCCGGCCCACCCACCGCAGCGCAACUCAAGCGUAAAUCGAUGGUCCGUAAAGCAAGCACCACCUCUCGCGGCGGCGGACCUGGGCCAGACCAGGGCCUGGAGCCCCUCCAAACCGACUUCGCCCGCGCCACCGCUGAACAGCUCCAUGCCGCCCGUUUGCACCAGCGCUCUUUCUCCAACGCAAACCCCAACGGCGGCGCCCCGACAAGCGGCGCUCCGCCCGGUGGCUUCAACCCUCUCGCCGUAGGCGGCAACGGCCCGGGCUCCUACCAUCCGGCCCUCUCCCCCGUCUCCCCCGUCGCCUUCUCCCACCCGCACCAUCACCACGGCCCGCCCCAGUCCUUCUUCCCGCCCGACCCCUUCGCCAUGCCCAUGGCGGCGGCCCACGGAAUGUCCCGCCUCGACCGCCAGCUCGUCUUUGGCGCAUACGGCGGCCACAGCCACGCCGUCGACCACCCAUCGCUCAGCGGCUCCGGCCUCGCCGGCUGGGCCGACGGGAAUAACCCCGCGGCCGCAGCGGCCGCCGCAGCUGCCGCCGAGGGCCGUGACGGACACGGCCACCCCCUCAGCAGGCAUCAUGGACACGGCCAUGGCGGGCAUGGAGGCCAUGGGGGCCAUCUCGGCCAUGGUGAGCACCAGCACCCUGCGGACGCGGCGCUGCACGCGGCGUUUGGCGAACCUAGUUCGGCUUGGUUUAUGCCCUUUAAUAUGGAGCCGCCUGAGCUUGGGCCGGAAGGGCUGGGGGUAGGUGGUGGGAUGGGAGGGGGGUUGGAUGGGUUUGCUAGUAUGUUUGGUGGUGGUGGUGGGGGUGGUGGGGGGAUGCAUCAUCGUUGAUUUUGAGGAUGCCCGCCGCAGCUAUGAACAGUAGGAGGGUGUGAGGGGGGCUAUGGAGAAGAGGAGUGGGACUUUUUGACCGGGUCCGUUUGACUGGGUGUUGUGGUGUGGUUAUAUACCGAUACGUUUUUCUUUGGGUGUGGGACGAGCAGAGCCGAGCGUGGAAGCGGUUGUCUUGCUUGCCGUAUUUUCUGAGAUGUUUUCGCUGAGGGAGGAGCACAUUCAACUGAGCGAGCAAACGAUAUCUUAUGGAACGGGUCAGGGAUGGAUGGGUUGGGCCGGGUGGGGGACACGGCGUACAAACUGGGAUGGGAAGGUUUUGAUAGUUUCAGGAAGCUCAACGCUCAGCACUCGCAGUAUGUGUUUCGGAUACGGCUUUUGAGAAUAGGAAGGGCAAGCCCCUGGAUUAGGGAAUCACUCAACCCGGGGUCUUGGUGCGGCGUCUCGGCAUAGGACAGCAGGGCGGGUCACGCUGCGGAAUGCG